CUCAGUUGAAAUAAAAUGGCGAAACUCGGUGCUAUAUCAAUCGGGAUUAUACCAAUUCUUUUAAUUGUUUAUAAUUUUCAUAUAAGCGAAACAACAGCAAUUGAUGAGACGGCGGCAAACAUAAAUACGCACUAUCAGAGUGUGCAAGAAAACGUCACAAAUAUUAAGGCUCCAGAACAACAUCAAAGCAAUUCUGCCGAGACUAAGGUAUCGGAAACGCCAAUUGUUGUUGAUUAUCAUAAUAAUAACAAUCAGCCAUUGUUGGGCGCAAAUGGGACGGGACAACGCAAAGAUGUUGACCAUAAAAUUAAUCCGGCGGCUAUUGGAACUGUUCUAUCAGAUCCGAUUAAAAAUGUUAAUAUCACAAACGAGCCCGCCGAUGCUAAAAAAAUAAAUCAACCCAUUCAAAAAGGGGUGACGAACAAUACCACGCCUGCUACGUUAGUCACACCGACAAAUUUUGAGCUAAACGCAGCCGAAGAAGAUAAAAUAAUUGAUACCAUCGAUGUUCCUGAAAAUGAUACCAUAGAUAUCCUUAACCAACAUAACUUAACAGUUAACAUGACAACGGAUCAUCAUAAUUAUUACAACAGCACGGUCUAUGUAGAUCCAAUGGAGGCGAAUAAAACAUGGAAUCAAAUAAAAAAUAUCACACCCAGUUUAAUGCUCUCGCAAUCGCAUCGUCGUGCUAUGACCGUCCAAUUGAGUUUUGAUUUCCCUUUCUAUGGUUAUGCGGUACGUAAUGUUACUGUGGCCACCGGUGGUUUUAUAUAUACCGGCGAUUAUGUGCACUCGUGGCUGGCGGCCACGCAAUAUAUUGCUCCAUUGAUGGCCAAUUUUGACACUAGUCUAUCAAACGAGUCAUAUGUGCGCUUAAAUGACACAGGUAACUCGUUUACCGUCAUUUGGGAGAACGUUUACCUACAAGAUAAGCAAAAUGUGGGCAAAUUCACUUUUAGUGUAGUUUUACAUAAAAACGGUGACAUUGUAUUCACUUACUUCUCUGUGCCCAUCUCGGUCGUUUCAAUUCAAGAUGAUAAACAUCCAGUAAAAGUCGGUCUUUCCGACGCCUAUAUAAUCGAUAAAGUUGUUUAUUUCGCCCGACGAAAAACCAUUUACGAAUAUCAUCGAGUAAGUUUCGCCGAUUCCAAAAUUGUCAAUUCUACUAUCAUUCAUUUAAAAGCUCUACCGACUUGUUUACAAUUUACUAAUUGUGACUCGUGCCUCAACCAUGAUACUACCUUUGAUUGUAUUUGGUGUCCAGUGCUCAAUCGUUGCUCAACUGGUACAGAUCGUAAAAAGCAAGAGUGGCAAAUUAGAGGUUGUGAUCGUUCACAAGUAGCUGAUUUUAAAAGUUGCCCUAGUUCGGCUCAUAGUGAAGACAAUUAUCCACCGGGUUCCCCUGGUGGUCCGUCCCCAUCAUCAUCAUCAUCAUCAUCAUCAUCAUCAUCAUCAUCAUCAUUUAAUAACGGAGACAUUCAUCAUAAAGAAGGUCAAAUACAUCCUUUCAAACCGUAUCAACCGAAUCGCAUCGAAUCUUCGUCAAUGAUGACACCUUCGGAGUUGGAUCUGAGUCCUGUUAGCAAAGAAAUUAAAUCAGUUUUAGAAGAACCAGCUGAAUCGAAAAACAUCAGUUUCACUUUAGCUUUCUUUGUACCCAUUUGCCUUGUGGCAUUUGUAUUGUUAUGGGUUCUUUAUGCCUAUAGAAAUCCUCAUACAAAAAGUGGACAACUUCUCAUACAGUCCAAAUAUGGUCAGUAUCGCCCCAGUCAAUGGUCUUGGAGACGCGGCGAGGCUCGUUACACAGCGGCAACGAUACAUAUGUAAAUAAUGCAUGAGGAGGAGAUCAAAGCAAUAAAAAGUUUCCUUUCAUGUACUUCUAUAAAAUUUAU
Glossina fuscipes is the source of this 1892-nucleotide messenger RNA. RefSeq names its product plexin domain-containing protein 1. The transcript has 10 exons. The record is from RefSeq and is a predicted model, not a curated record. Lineage: Eukaryota; Metazoa; Arthropoda; Insecta; Diptera; Glossinidae. The coding region runs from base 16 to 1827 and encodes 603 amino acids.